AUGUUUUCACUGCAAGUAUGGAUAAUAUUUUCCAUGAUGGUUAUUUUAAAUCAGGCUGUAAUAUUUAACCCGAAGAGACCUCUAAGCAAAGUCGAUGAUAGCAGAUACAGCUCUAAUAUUAUAUACCCAGGCGCCAAGAGAAAUAUAAGCAAAGAUAUUGAUAGCAGAGCCAGCAAAUAUAUUAUAAACCCAGACGCCAAGAGAAGUAUAAGCAAAGCCGAUGAUAGCCGAUACAGCUUAAAUAUUAUUAACCCAAAAGUUGGCAAAAGUAUAAACAUUACUUGUAGUCGCUCACCUUCUAGUGAAAAGAAAACUUGUUCUAAACAGAAAGACACAAACAAAAGCACACACGACCGGACUCGCAUACACGUUCACAAACACGGACACAAACAUAAACACAAGCACACACACAAACAUAAGCACAAGCAGACACACAAACACACACACAAACACAAGCACAAAAAGCACAAAAAGCACAAAAAGCACAAAAAGCACAAAAAGCACAAGAAGCACAAGGAACUACAAGGACAAAAGCUACAAGGGCACAAACAACCACAAGGACACAAACAAUCACCGGGACAUAUAAAACCACAAGGAAACAAACAACAUAUGGAAACCACUGCCCAUUUUUUGGUGGUGGAAAAAUUAUAUAAAAAAUUAUAG
This is a messenger RNA of Metopolophium dirhodum (rose-grain aphid), 663 nucleotides long. Its product is annotated as probable zinc transporter protein DDB_G0283629. The transcript has 2 exons. Bases 1 to 663 code for a protein of 220 amino acids. Lineage: Eukaryota; Metazoa; Arthropoda; Insecta; Hemiptera; Aphididae. The record is from RefSeq and is a predicted model, not a curated record.